AUGCAGCUACUUCAGUCCGCGUUCGUGCUUCUAUGUCCCGUCAUGCUUCUGCGAGCAUCUACAGGACAGAAACAGGAUGUUUCGGCGGUAGCACAAGGACAAAACGUGACAGCGAUAAGAGUCCCGGCAACAGAACAGCAGAAUAGUUCGGCGAUAGAACAUGGAGACGAUGUCGUUCCUCAGAGUUUCCAAAAUCUUAUUGGUGGAAUUGGUCAAACCAUAAUGGGUGCUCUGGGUUUGGGGAUCCAGCUGGAUAAACUAUCAAAUCAGUUAAAGCAGUCAAAGCAGCCACAACCACAGCAACAGCGACAACAGCCACAACAGCCACAAAAUCAACUACUAGCGGGUCUCUUCCCACAGCAACAGCCACAACAGCCACAACACCAACUAAUACCGGGUCUCUUCUAA
Molecule: messenger RNA, 408 nt
Organism: Cylicostephanus goldi
Lineage: Eukaryota; Metazoa; Nematoda; Chromadorea; Rhabditida; Strongylidae
Source: the annotation of a GenBank genome assembly